Molecule: messenger RNA, 4151 nt
Organism: Syngnathoides biaculeatus (alligator pipefish)
Lineage: Eukaryota; Metazoa; Chordata; Actinopteri; Syngnathiformes; Syngnathidae
Product: sodium bicarbonate cotransporter 3-like
Exons: 26
Coding region: 114-3524 (1136 amino acids)
Biological process (GO): transmembrane transport; monoatomic anion transport; bicarbonate transport
Cellular component (GO): apical plasma membrane; plasma membrane; basolateral plasma membrane
Molecular function (GO): solute:inorganic anion antiporter activity; monoatomic anion transmembrane transporter activity; sodium:bicarbonate symporter activity
Source: RefSeq, a predicted model, not a curated record
ACUCUAGAGGUCGGGGCGUGUCUCACAGUUGACGUUUGUGGGGGGGGCAAAGCAACAGCUUGCGGCGAACCUUUGGAGAUCACUUUUGAACGCGCCCAGAGUGGAGCACGAAAAUGGCAGAGGGUGCGAGCGAGCAGAGGAGGCCUUUGCUGACAUCAGAGGAGGAAGCAGUGCUGGACCGAGGGAACACGAGCUCCACCCUGUACACCAACUUUGAAGCGGAGGAGCUCGAAAGUCACAGGGCGCUGUACGUCAGCAUCCGCAUGCCGCUGGGCCGACACAGCCGACGGCGCCACCGCCACCGCGAACACAGACAUCAGCAGCGGAAGCACGAUUGGCCGGAGCACGACAAUGCGGCCGAGCCGCCUUCUUACGAGCUUUUGUUGUGGACACCCAUAGACAUAAUCGAAAUCCCAGACACACCGUCGCAGAGGGUCCAGUUUAUCUUGGGCAUGGAGGACAACAAUGAGGAGCACGUCCCCCACCAACUCUUCAGUGAGCUGGACGAGCUGGCCUUCAGGGACGGAGAAGUCCUGGAGUGGAAGCAGACGGCCAGGUGGCUGAAGUUCGAGGAGGCCGUGGAGGACGGCGGCGAGCGUUGGAGUAAACCGUACGUGGGCUCGCUGUCGCUGCACAGCCUGUUUGAGCUGCGGGCGUGCAUCAUGAACGGCACCGUCAUCCUCGACAUGCGCGCCAACGCCAUCGAAGAGAUCGCAGACCUGGUGAUCGAUAGCAUGGUGUCGUCCGGCCAGAUGGACGAGCACGUCCAAGACAAGGUGAGGGAAGCCAUCCUGAAGCGCCACCGCCAUCAGAUCAAGAAGAGGCUGAGCAAGCGCAUCCCCCUGGUACGAUCCUUCACGGACACAGGAAAGAAGCAUUCCGACCCUCAUCUACUGGAACACAACGCAGGCCUUCUGACGUCCCCUCAGUCGGCUCCUGGGAACCUGGGCGCCAACAGGGCCCAGGAAGGUGCCGUCAACGCGGGCAGUUGUGAAAACAGUGCAGUUGACUUAACCAAGGUGGACAUGGACUUCAUGAAGAAGAUCCCCCCUGGGGCCGAAGCCUCCAACGUGCUGGUGGGGGAAGUGGACUUCUUGGAGCAGCCCAUCGUUGCCUUCGUUCGCCUGUCGCCCGCCGUGCUCAUCUCCGGACUCACCCAGGUGCCCGUGCCCACCAGGUUCCUCUUCCUCAUGCUGGGUCCAUUUGGAAAAGGUCCGGAGUACCACGAGAUCGGACGCUCUAUGGCAACGCUCAUGACGGAUGAGAUUUUCCAUGACGUGGCCUACAAGGCUAAGGACCGCAAAGACCUGCUGUCAGGACUGGAUGAGUUCCUGGAUCAAGUGACCGUGCUCCCACCUGGCGAGUGGGAUCCCAGCAUCCGGAUCGAACCUCCCAAGAAUGUCCCCUCUCAGGUAAAGAGGAAGACUCCCUCUGCCCAGAAUAGCUCCAUCCACAGCUGUGACGUCAAUGUAGUGGAGCAUGAUAUCGGACCAGAACUGCAGAGGACGGGAAGGCUAUUUGGCGGUCUGGUCAAGGACAUCCAGAGGAAGGUGCCCUUCUUACUCAGUGACGUGAUUGACGCCUUCAGCCUCCAGUGUUUGGCUUCCAUCCUCUUCCUUUACUGUGCCUGCAUGUCGCCCGUCAUCACCUUCGGAGGCCUGCUCGGAGAAGCCACCCAUGGAAACAUCAGCGCCAUCGAAUCUCUGUUUGGGGCGUCCAUGACGGGCAUGGCUUACUCUCUAUUCGCGGGUCAGCCUCUGACCAUCCUGGGCAGCACCGGGCCCAUCCUAGUUUUCGAGAAGAUCCUCUUCAAGUUUUGCUGUGACUACAGCCUUUGUUACCUGUCCCUGCGGACCAGUAUCGGUCUGUGGACCGCCUUCUUGUGCCUGGUGCUGGUGGCCACCGACGCCAGCUCCCUGGUCUGCUACAUCACGCGCUUCACGGAGGAGGCCUUCGCCGCCCUUAUCUGCUUCAUCUUCAUCUACGAGGCCCUGGAGAAGCUGCUGCACCUUGGGCACAUCUACCCGAUCAACAAGGGCAACCACUUGGACAACCUGACCCUCUACACGUGUGAAUGUUCUCAACCCACCAAUACCUCGGAAGAGAUCCGCGAGAUCUGGAGGAGGUGGGACUACAACUCGUCGGCUAGCAUCCCGUGGAAGAACCUCAGUGUGAAGCGCUGUCUGACUUUGCGAGGUCAGUUUGUGGGUGCGGCUUGCGGUCACAACGGUCCCUUCGUACCUGACGUCCUUUUCUGGUCGAUCAUUCUCUUCUUCGCCACCUUCUACUUGUCUACCUUCUUCAAAGACUUCAAGAAUAAGAAAUUCUUCCCCACGAAGGUGCGAUCGAUCAUCAGCGACUUCGCAGUCUUCCUGACGAUCAUGUUGAUGGUGGUCUUGGAUUAUUUGGUGGGAAUUCCGUCUCCUAAACUCAGUGUCCCAGACCGCUUCGAGCCUACCUCCAGCAAUCGCGGUUGGCUCAUCUCGCCGCUGGGCCCCAACCCCUGGUGGUCGAUUCUGGCCGCCGGCAUUCCCGCUCUUCUCUGCACCAUCCUCAUCUUCAUGGACCAGCAGAUUACCGCAGUCAUCAUCAACAGGAAGGAAAACAAGCUGAAGAAAGCCUGCGGGUACCAUCUGGAUCUGCUGGUGGUGGCGGUGAUGAUGGCAGUGUGCUCCGUCAUGGGCCUGCCCUGGUUCGUGGCGGCGACUGUUCUCUCCAUCACGCACCUCAACAGCCUGAGGGUGGAGUCGACGUGCACGGCCCCAGGCGAGCAGCCCAAGUUCCUGGGCGUCCGGGAGCAGCGAGUGACCGGUUUCAUGAUUUUCCUCCUCAUGGGUUGCUCCGUCUUCAUGACUUCUGUCCUCAAGUUCAUCCCGAUGCCUGUCCUUUAUGGCGUUUUCCUCUACAUGGGGGUGUCCUCGCUCAAAGGCAUCCAGCUCUUCGACCGCAUCCAACUGUUCGCCAUGGCGUCGAAGCACCAGCCGGACCUCAUCUACCUUCGAUACGUGCCGCUGAGGAAGGUCCACGCCUUCACUGCCGUGCAGCUGAGUUCCCUGAUCAUCCUGUGGGUCAUCAAAGUUUCCGCCAUCGCCGUCGUAUUCCCGAUGAUGGUUCUGGCGCUGGUGUUCGUCCGGAAGGUUAUGGACUUCGGGUUCAGCAAGCGAGAGCUGAGCUGGCUGGACGACCUCAUACCGGAGAGCAAGAAGAAGAAGAAGGAUGAUGACAAGAAGAAGAGGGAGACUAUAGACGCCGAUUGGAAUUUGGAAGGGGCGGUCGACAACUCCGCGUACGACGCCGAAGACGCAAACGUCAUUGAGAGCCCCAUGAAAAGUGUGAAACGCCAGACGGAGCUGUCCGAGGUGAGCAUCUCGAGUGAGACGGGCAAAAAAGGCCUGUGGAAGUCGCUCUCCAUGACGAAGGACGCCAACAAAGCUCAGAAGCCAGGGAGCCAGGAGCCUGAUCCCAGGGUGAGCGUGGCUUUUGAAGAAGGUGUGAGGGUUAAAGACGUCGAGACGGUGCUAUGACCCGCAGGUGCACGGCGUCGCCAAUAUCGGGGCCGAUUCAACUCCUGCGUCAAAGUCACAGAGGACUAAAUAGGUUCCUCGUCUCCCUGACAACCAGGGUUUUUUGUCUGUUAAAAUCCUCCUUUUAUGCUGAAAUCUGUAUUACCUGACAAAAAAAACAUACUUUUAUUUGAAAAUACUCUACUUUUAUUUUGACAAAUAAUUGUAUAGAUAGAUUCUGUAUAGAUUGUAUACUACAGGAAAAUCACAUUUAUUUAAAGAAAUGACAUUGUGGUACAAUGUAAAGAGGUCAAUGUACAGCUUGUUAAACAUUAUCAUCUAUUUACCCUUCACUCAUAACAUUUUUGACCAUUUUAACGCUUGAAUUCUCCCGGGCAUGGAAUUCCCGAGAGGUUCACAGUUUUCCACUGAAAUCCGCUUCGUACUCGUAUACUGUCCACAAUUAUUGUUGCACCGUGUCCGCUACUGUAAAUCAUGUGACGUACAGUAAACUUUCUCUGGCUCAAGCUGUCAUUGUCAAUUAUGAAUACAUCGCUUAGGUUUUUGUGUUUUUUCGUUCUGUCGACUGAAUUUGUCUAUUAUAAUAUCUUGGAAACCAUAUCAAAUAAAAUUUACAGUGUCCCAAGA